CCUUCGGCUAAGCCUGCUGCCCAGAGCCCCAUGAAGCUGACCGCCCUGCAGCUGCUGCUGUGGCACAGCGCACUCUGGAUGGUGCAAGAAGCCGCCCCCCUGGGCCCUACCGGCCCCCUGCCCCAGAGCUUCCUGCUCAAGUGCCUAGAGCAAAUGAGGAAGGUCCAGGCUGAUGGCACAGCGCUGCAGGAGACGCUGUGUGCCACCCACCAGCUGUGCCACCCUGAGGAACUGGUGCUGCUCGGGCACACUCUGGGCAUCCCCCAGCCUCCCCUGAGUAGCUGCUCCAGCCAGGCCCUGCAGCUGAUGGGCUGCCUGCGUCAAUUGCACAGCGGCCUCUUCCUCUACCAGGGCCUCCUGCAGGCCCUGGCAGGGAUAUCCCCCGAGUUAGCGCCCACCUUGGACACACUGCAGCUGGACAUCACCGACUUUGCCAUCAACAUCUGGCAGCAGAUGGAAGAUCUAGGAAUGGCCCCCGCCGUGCCACCUACCCAGGGCACCAUGCCAGCCUUCACCUCGGCCUUCCAGCGCCGGGCAGGAGGUGUCCUGGUGGCCUCCAACCUGCAGAGCUUCCUGGAGCUGGCAUAUCGCGCUCUGCGCCACUUUGCCAAACCCUGAGCAAAACCCUCCCCAGCCAGUGUAUUUAUCUUUAUUUAAUAUUUAUGUUUAUUUAAAUCUAAUAUUUAAAGAUGAGGACAAACAGAAAGGAGCCCUGCACUCUUGGGUCCUUCCUGCCGUCUCUGAGUUUCAUUCUCCUGCUUUUGCAGGGAGAAAAGCCCCUGUAUUCCUGUCCCCUGGACGGGGAGGUAGAUAGGUAAAUACCAAGUAUUGAUUCCUGUGACUGCUCCCUGGCCUGGCUCUGUGGUGGGCACUGGGUAGAAUCCCAGUGACCCCCUUACAAGGGUACCCACCUUGAGGCCCUUGGAAGCAUCAGGAAGUCUUCCAGGUGGGAGACAAAACAACCCUGUUUAAUAUUUAAACAGCAGUGUUCCCCUACUGGGUGCCCCCCCACUCUGGCCUCACCAACUUGGCUUGCACGUGCCAGGUGGGCUGUCUCGCUUCUCCUCACGUCCCCUUCCCCACAGGCAUCAAGCCCGGCAGAGGCAGCCAAAGUGGGGAGGCUUGACCCUGGGGUCCCACGAAUGUGCUGGGGAAUCUAGUUUUUAAGAUGUUUUCGGGAAUAUUUUGACUUCCAGUUAUGGGGAGCCUCGGCAUCACUCUCUCCUCUUUCUCGAUGCCCUAUGGCAACAAUGACAGGCUCCUGACACCUGCCCCACUCUCACCAGGGUCAGGAUUCUGACCCUUCAAGGGCUGGCCAGCGGGUCGUGUGUCAGCCCU
Nyctereutes procyonoides (raccoon dog) is the source of this 1338-nucleotide messenger RNA. It is a transcript of the gene CSF3, whose product is annotated as colony stimulating factor 3. Gene Ontology annotation, cellular component: extracellular region. Gene Ontology annotation, biological process: positive regulation of cell population proliferation; positive regulation of myeloid cell differentiation; immune response. NCBI's taxonomy places the organism in Eukaryota, Metazoa, Chordata, Mammalia, Carnivora, Canidae. The record is from RefSeq and is a predicted model, not a curated record. Bases 31 to 618 code for a protein of 195 amino acids. The transcript has 5 exons. Gene Ontology annotation, molecular function: cytokine activity; growth factor activity.